AUGGGAAAACAUGGGUCUCUCUUCCAUGUAAUGGAUACCCUCUGCUUGUGUAUCCUCCUUUCAUCUGAAGUGGUUUUGGCUAGUAUUCUAAAAGUUGGCAAGGUCUCUCCCGGAUUUGAAGGCUCUCAAAUGAAUUGGAUUGACAGGGAUGGAAAGUUCCUUGUGUCAAACAAAGGAGAUUUUGGCUUUGGCUUUGUCACCACAGCAAAUGACACCACAUUGUUUCUACUAGCAGUGGUUCACAUGGACAGUACCAAGGUGGUUUGGGUUGCAAAUAGAGCACUUCCUGUUUCCAAUUCUGAUAAAUUUGUGUUUGAUGAGAAAGGUAAUGUCUUUUUGCAGAAAGGAGGAACUGUUGUCUGGUCUACAGAUACAAGUGGCAAGGGAGUUUCUUCAAUGGAAUUACAAGACACUGGAAAUUUGGUUUUGCUUGGGAAAGAUAAUAGAGUGAUUUGGCAGAGUUUCAGCCAUCCAACGGAUACCUUGUUGCCUAUGCAGGACUUCACUGAGGGAAUGGAACUAAUCAGUGAACCUGGUUCUAACAACUUGACCUAUGUUCUUAAGAUUGAAUCUGGCAAUGUUAUUCUUUAUGCAGGUUUUCAAACUCCACAGCCUUAUUGGUCAUUGCAGAAGGAUAGCCGCAUAAUCGUCAAUAACAAUGGUGAUGUGGUAGCUUCAGCAACCCUUAGUGCAAAUUCAUGGAGGUUCUAUGAUAAAAACAAAUCCUUGUUGUGGCAAUUUAUUUUCGCUGAAGAUUCAGCUGCUAAUGCAAAUGCUACUUGGAUUGCAGUUUUAGGAAGUGAUGGCAUUAUCACUUUCUCCAAUCUCCAAAGUGCAAGGUCAAUUGUUGCCUCGCCAACAAGAAUACCCCAAGAUUCUUGCAGUACACCAGAACCUUGUGAUCCUUAUAACAUAUGCACCGGUGACAAAAAGUGUAGUUGCCCUUCUGUUCUUAGCUCUAGUCCUAAUUGCAAACCAGGGUUUCUCUCCCCUUGCAACUCCAAAAAUUCCAUUGAGCUCUUGAAAGCUGAUGAUAGACUCAAUUACUUUGCGCUUGAGUUUCUUCCACCCUCUUCAAAAACCGAUUUGAUUGGUUGCAAAACUUCAUGCAGUGAAAACUGCUCAUGCCUUGCUAUGUUCUUCCAAAGCAGUUCAGGGAACUGUUUCCUUUUGGACAGGAUUGGAAGCUUUGAGAAAUCUGAUAAUGAUUAUGGUUUUGUCUCUUACAUUAAGGUCUCUAGUGAUGGAGGAGCUGGUACGGGCAUAGGGAAAAGUGGAAGCAGCAAUAUUCAGACAAUAGUUGUUGUGAUCAUAGUUAUAAUAACAUUGCUUGUGAUUUCUGGUAUGCUCUUUGUGGGACAUAGGUACUUCAGGAAAAAGCAAAAUUUGCCUGAGUCUCCUCCCCAAGAGAAUUCAGAAGAGGACAAUUUCUUGGAGAAUUUAACUGGGAUGCCAAUCCGUUUUAGUUACAAUGAUCUAGAAACUGCAACCAAUAACUUCUCAGUGAAGCUUGGGCAUGGUGGUUUUGGCUCAGUCUAUAAAGGAGUUCUACCAGAUGGGACUCAACUAGCUGUGAAGAAGUUGGAAGGCAUUGGCCAAGGGAAGAAAGAGUUCAGGGCUGAAGUAAGCAUAAUUGGUAGCAUUCAUCAUAACCAUUUGGUUAGGCUUAAAGGGUUCUGUGCUGAAGGAACUCAUAGACUUCUUGCUUAUGAGUACAUGGCCAAUGGUUCAUUGGAUAGAUGGAUAUUCAAUAAAAACAAAGGAGAGUUUUUGUUGGAUUGGGAUACUAGGUUUAAUAUAGCACUUGGAACAGCAAAAGGACUUGCUUACCUACACCAAGAUUGUGAUUCAAAGAUUGUUCAUUGUGAUAUCAAACCAGAAAAUGUGCUUCUAGAUGAUAAUUUCUCUGCCAAAGUUUCAGAUUUUGGUCUGGCUAAGCUCAUGACACGUGAACAAAGUCAUGUUUUUACAACACUAAGGGGCACCAGGGGGUAUCUUGCACCAGAGUGGAUCACAAACUAUGCUAUAUCAGAGAAAAGUGAUGUUUAUAGCUACGGGAUGGUGUUGCUAGAGAUUAUUGGUGGAAGGAAAAAUUAUGAUCCUACUAAAAGUUCAGAGAAAUCCCAUUUCCCAACUUUUGCUUUUAAGAUGAUGGAAGAAGGGAAAGUGAAAGAUAUUCUUGAUUCAAAGUUGAAAACAUAUGAAAAUGGUGUGGAUGUGAGGGUUCACAUUGCUGUCAAAGUUGCAUUGUGGUGCAUACAGGAAGACAUGUCUCUGAGACCUUCAAUGACCAAAGUUGUUCAAAUGCUAGAGGGUCUAUGUACUGUUCCUAAGCCACCAACUUGUUCUCCCAUGGCUUCUCGCCUUUACUCAACUUUAUUCAAACCCACCAGCGAGGGUGGCACUUCUUCAGGACCAUCAGAUUGUACUAGUGAUGCAUAUCUCUCUGCUGUUCAGCUUUCAGGACCAAGAUAA
This is a messenger RNA of Gastrolobium bilobum, 2475 nucleotides long. RefSeq names its product G-type lectin S-receptor-like serine/threonine-protein kinase SD2-5. The coding region runs from base 1 to 2475 and encodes 824 amino acids. NCBI's taxonomy places the organism in Eukaryota, Viridiplantae, Streptophyta, Magnoliopsida, Fabales, Fabaceae. The transcript has a single exon. Gene Ontology annotation, biological process: protein phosphorylation. Gene Ontology annotation, molecular function: ATP binding; protein serine/threonine kinase activity. The record is from RefSeq and is a predicted model, not a curated record.